AUGUUGAAGAGUGAUCAGUAUCAACACGUCUACGUCCUCGUUCUCGGCGUAUGGACUGUCAUUAGUUGCAUUAGUCCCGUAAAUAAUGCAGCCCGUAUAUGCCUCAAGAACGAGUACAGACAUGUAUUCAUAUCCCGGAAAUUCGGUCUGAAGCAUGGAUUCAUCCCUCUCGAUGUUUCUCCGGGACAUCACGGAUAUGAGGGUUUGAUCGCAUUUCGACUUUGGUAUUCUCUCCGAUGA
Somion occarium is the source of this 240-nucleotide messenger RNA. The record is from the annotation of a GenBank genome assembly. NCBI's taxonomy places the organism in Eukaryota, Fungi, Basidiomycota, Agaricomycetes, Polyporales, Cerrenaceae.